AUGCAGGGUGUAGUCCCAGUAGACGGAAGAGUCCAAUGCAAAGGAGUCCAGCUAGCUUCCCAUUGUAGGCUUCUCCAAUGGCGUCGGACCUCGGUCCCUGGUAGUGCUCCUGUCCUCUUUCGCAAGCUCCUUCCUAUCCUGAUCCUCUGGGAACUUUGGAAAACAAGGAACACUGCUCGGUUCAACAACAAACCAAUGAGAGCCUUCUCCAUUAUAGCUCGUAUCAGAAUUUUAGCUUCCAUGCUGGUCAACAACUCCAUAGGGAAUGCACCCCAGCAGUUCCACUCCCGAGAUGCUAUGGGGAUCUCGUCUCCUCCUCCUCCUCUCUUUCACACUGAAGUGAUCAGGUGGGCCAAAUUGUCCUCGGACUGGGUCAAGGUUAACGUGGAUGGGUCAAUGAGAGGGAAUCCAGGCCUAUUUGGAGGAGAGGGCGGCUACAAAAAUACCAACGGUGAUCUCAUUUUGGCUUUCUCUCUUGGUUACGGCAUGGGCUCCAACAAUGGAGCUGAGCUCCGUGCAGUUCAUGACAGGAUCCAGUUGUGUCUGGAAUUGGGGCUGAACAAGGUCGUUAUCGAAUCUGAUUCUUAG
Magnolia sinica is the source of this 588-nucleotide messenger RNA. RefSeq lists its product as uncharacterized. The record is from RefSeq and is a predicted model, not a curated record. Gene Ontology annotation, molecular function: RNA-DNA hybrid ribonuclease activity; nucleic acid binding. The transcript is spliced from 2 exons. The coding region runs from base 1 to 588 and encodes 195 amino acids. NCBI's taxonomy places the organism in Eukaryota, Viridiplantae, Streptophyta, Magnoliopsida, Magnoliales, Magnoliaceae.